GAGAUGAAAGAAGCGUUCGCCUCGCAGGAUGUGGCUCGUCUUCAAAAAUUAGCUGAGACGAUGGAUCAAGAAGUCUUUUUACAUCAUCUGCAUCGAUGCAUUGAUAGCGGUUUAUGGAUACCAAACCCGAAUGAUGCUGAAGAGAAUGUGAAUAGUGAACAUGAUCAAGCUGUCGAAAGUGCUGAUUGA
Molecule: messenger RNA, 189 nt
Organism: Anisakis simplex (herring worm)
Lineage: Eukaryota; Metazoa; Nematoda; Chromadorea; Rhabditida; Anisakidae
Source: the annotation of a GenBank genome assembly